CAAACUACAGAUUAGAUGAGACGAGAGAAGAGAGAGAGCGCACAAAAAGUGAAAAAUAGGAGAGAGCACACAAAGCAAUAAGAGAGAGGAGAGAGAUUUUCAACGAAUUCAGUUUCGUUUUGUGUGAAUCUCGGAGUGUGCUUGCAGUUUUUCGGAAUUUCAUUUCAUCUGAUUCUGUUCAUUCCACCGGCGACAAUGGUGGAAAUCCGGUGAAUUAUGAGAUUCACGGGAGGAGAUUUGCCGUGAUGGAGAGGAACAGAGAUUUACGAAGAGCGACUGUCUCGGCCGCGAACGGUUUGCCGAGAAGACGGCAAAGGAUUACUACUCUCAGAGACUCAACCGAGCAGGAUAGACAGAUGGAAUUGCAGGAAACAGUGAGGUUAGGAGAUCGAGAGCAGUUACAGAAGAAGGACCGGGAACGAGAGUUUCCUAAGAGAAGAAGAAUCGAUAGGUCUGCGGCGCAGCAGAGAAGUGAUGGCGGUGAGAGUUGCAGAGAGAACGAGAGUACGGAUUCGAGUGACGAAGAGUACUAUGAGGAGGAAGAGGAGAUGAGGAUUCAUCAGCAUAAUAGGGUAAAUCAAUUCUCGCCAACGUCUUCUUCUCUGUCAAAUAAUCGCCGGGGCCUCCGCACACUCCGGUCAUCGCCGGUUCUGAGAGCCGCCGCCGAUGAAAUGUUCGGUGUUCCCGUACCGCGAAGAGCUCGCUCUUCUUCGGCGAAGAGGUUGCAAGAGUACUGCAAUUUAGGCAGUGGAGGCUUUGGCGAGGACUUGAGCCAUCGGAGAUUUUCGCCGUCGCCUGCGGCGGUGAAUCUGAUUGGUUCUGGUGACUCAAUGAAGAAGAAGAUGAAAUCUUCAGAGCGAAGAGCGCCGAUUCAAAAUCCCAAUCAUUCGACGAUUCAAGAUGAUAUUGAGAUCGAGGUUGCUGAAGCGCUGUUCGAUCUGAUGAAACAAUCUCAAUCGCAAUCCCAAUCCCAAUCCCAAUCCCAAUCUUCGCAAAGACAAGAAAAGCUUGACAGAGAUAGAUUGAACACAGCUGGCGACGAGUUAAAGAUAUCAAAAGCUGAUGGUGGCAAAGAUGAGAAUAAUGCCUUUUCAGUUCAAAAUGAGCCAUCAGUAAAAGUGAAUGCUGGAACAGAUUUGGGCGACUCGAUGAAAGAGCUAAAGAAAGAAGGAAGGGUUGAGAAAGAGAGAUUUCCGGAUGACCCAGCUCAAGAAUUAGUGAGUGGAGAUGGGUUUGUGAAUAAAGUUAAAGUGGGGUCUCCAAAAGAAAGCGAAUCGCCAUCAUGUGUUAAAGUAAAUGCUUGUGAUAUUCAGGAUCCGACAUUGACAAAAGCGCAUUAUGACGCAAUUAUUGUUGAGGCUAAGAAGGAAACUAAGCUGGAGAUUGAUUUGAUGUCAUCUCCCUUGCCGUCUUCGCCGGAGAGAGAGGGAUUGGUCGAUAUGGGGACUGAUCAUGGCGUGAUGGCUCAAGCUGGUCGAAAGAAGAGCGAGGUUGCUGCUAAGAAUGGUCGCUUGGCAGUUCCAUCUGGAAUGCAGGGAGAGAAGAUUGGAGCUGUUAAUAGCGAUCAACGAUCAAACCUUGAUGUUGAGAAGAAUAGCCAUCAGCAGCAAGGUCGGAAGGAGAAUAAAAAUCAAUCACCAACUUCCUUGUUGCCUUUCCCUAUUGGUAUGAGUAGCUGGCCUGGUGUUCUUCCUCAUCCAGGAUUUAUGCCGCCUGUGCAAGCUAUGCCUAUAAAUGGAAUCGCAAAAUCUUCAUUGAUAAUGCAGCCCCCUCAAUUUAAAUUCUCCCAGCCUCGACCAAAGAGAUGCGCCACACAUCAAUACCUCGCGCAAAGCAUCCAUUACCACCAGCAGCUCAUCAAGAAGUCUCUAUCAACUGGUCCCACUGGUUUGUGUGGAAGCAAGUCACCGAGCCUAAAAUAUACAUCACCGGCACAAAAUUUCAUCCCCGCAAACCCAUUUCUCGGAGAGUUUCAAGGAGGGCAGAAUUUAGCAACUAGUUCUGUUGGAGGUGGAAAAGAUAAGAGCUCCGAUGCUGCUGUGGCUUUAAAUGCCUCAAGCACUAAGUCUUCUUUUCAACAAGCUUCACACCCAGUCUCAACUUCUAGUUUCUUGCAUGGCCACGGUUUUCUAUUGCCUUUUGGGCACCAUCAAACAACAAUGAUGGCACCAACUAAUUCUUCUGGGUCUCCUCAAUCUGCAACCUCAGCUUCAAAUGCAACUUUGCUGUCUACUUCAGCUGGGCGGCUUCCGGUCAACUUUCCUUUACCUAAUGCAUCAACUGCUUUGAGUUUGAACCAUCCUAUGUUUCCUUCAAAUGAAGCUUCCCCAUACAUGACCAUACUACAGAACAAUGGUUGCUCGAUCCCUAUUUCAACAAACAUUUCUAUGCCUCCCUUUAAAGGAGGAUCACGCUCAAUGCCCUUCUUUAACUCUUCUUUGUAUCCGUCCCCACCAUUUAAUCAGCAGCAGUUCACCACUUCUCAUGCUUCAGCCCAGUCAGCUUCUCAAAAUACCAACUUGUCAUCACAAAGACAACCACAGUCCAAUGCUAAAACCAGUGAGAAUAAAUUCCCUACUUCAGUAACUGCAAAUCUGCAGUCAGAGAAGCCUUCCUACUCAUCCAGCAAGUCUGAUGCUGAGAUUAAUUGGAAAAAUGGCUUUGUGUCUCACUCAGCAAAACCUAGUAAUUCACCACAACCAAUGAACUAUGCAACGUUUCAACCUGGACCGGUUGGUGGUGCUGCUGCUGGUAAUAAGCAAAUUGAUCCUCCUCAACAGGGUUCCAAGGGUAGAGUCGAGCUGAUUCCUCAGGCAUAUGCUUUCUCUUUUGGUUCAAAUGCUUCUGCAACCCCAGUGCUCAACUUCUCAUCCAUGGCGCAGAGCACCGGUAUGUUUCAGAUGCUUCCUGACAUGUCUAUGAAUGCUAACCAGAAGAAUUUCCAGACGUCCGAAGUGAAGUCUGUAGCCAGCGGUGGUCAAUCUUUUAACUACUCGAGAUCAGAUUGCUCAGAGAUAUCAGCCCUCUCCACCAUGGGACCUCCCAAGUUUGAUGGUUUAGCUCGAAAUAUGAAUUUUCUUCCAUCCUCCCUCAGCGGCAGCCAAACAUUUCAGACGUCGUCUGGUGUUUCUGCCCCGAAUUUUCAGCAGCAUCAGCUGAUUCAAGUCCAGGAUCACCACAUGCAUCAAAUGCAUUUAGGGCGAACAGGUCAAGUUAAGUCUUCAACUCCUCACGACAUUCAUGGCUCUUUCCCUAUGUUAGCGCCAAAUGAGGCUCCAUCGUUCCACGCCAAAUGGGAGAAUUUCCCUAGAAGCGCAGCUCCUGAGUCUGCCACCUCAAACAUCCCUCAACUCAAAUAUUCUCAAGGCCAAACUCAUAUAAGUUUUGGUAAUGGUCCAUUUCAAGGACACCAUCAGUUUGUGAUGAAGAGCGAGUCUUCCAUGUCAAGAAAUGCGUCUUCCGUGGGCUCAACAACUCCACCACUAGCCUCCCAAGAGGGAGAAGGCCAGAAGUCGUCAUCCCCUGCUUGCAGACGGAACGUGCCAUCGAUUCUAAGCACAUGUCCCAGCCAACUGCCGGAGCUCAAGUACUGAUGGUUUCUUGCAUCCAUGAAAGAAAAGAGCGGCUUUUCUGUGGAGAGGUAAGAUUUCAUUGCUUCUGCAAUAAUGAAGAUACUACUAUGUCAUUAUUAAUCAGAAGCUAUUAAAGCCACUGUGCCGUGGCUCUACGGCUGAGCGGGGCAAUUCAAAAUUUGAAAUGUGGUUGGUGGAAGAGGAAGAGGAGGAAGAAGAAGAAGAAAAAGAGGAGUUGGAAUAAGUGAAGGUGAAUCAAAGUAGGAAAAGCAGACUGUUUUGUUGAAAUUUUUGGAGGGUUGCAAUUUUGAUAGUGUUAUUUAUCAGUGGGCUUCCCUUGCUACUAAUCCGAUUGGUUUGGAUGCGACACUCAUGUGUUGUAUGUAUAGACUAAUCUGUUACAUAUCAUCAAUACAUAUAAAAUUCCAUUCUUUCAA
Messenger RNA from Salvia miltiorrhiza (redroot sage), 4009 nucleotides. RefSeq names its product protein TIME FOR COFFEE. The transcript is spliced from 12 exons. Bases 246 to 3593 code for a protein of 1115 amino acids. Gene Ontology annotation, biological process: regulation of circadian rhythm. Gene Ontology annotation, cellular component: nucleus. NCBI's taxonomy places the organism in Eukaryota, Viridiplantae, Streptophyta, Magnoliopsida, Lamiales, Lamiaceae. The record is from RefSeq and is a predicted model, not a curated record.